Staurois parvus is the source of this 359-nucleotide messenger RNA. The record is from the annotation of a GenBank genome assembly. Lineage: Eukaryota; Metazoa; Chordata; Amphibia; Anura; Ranidae.
AUGGGGCCCCCGGGCAAUAGGGGAUCAUGGGGCCCCUGUGUCCUUGCCCAAACUCAAAAAAGCCUAUGAAAAAGGUACCAGGGGCAUCUCAUGAGGUCCCCUACUGACCCCGGGCCCUCGGGCAGAACAUUCCCAAGCUUUUAUAGCCACAUGAUGUCAUGAGCUGUGAGAUGCUAACUGCAGGGGCGGACUGACAACUCAUGGGGCCACCGGGCAAUAGGAGAUCAUGGGGCCCCUGUGUCCUUGUCCAAACUCAAAAAGCCUAUGAAAAAGGUACCAGGGGCAUCUCAUGGGGCCCCCUACUGACCCCGAGCUUUCGGGCAGUGCCCGAGUUUCCAAAUGGUCAGUCUGCCCUUGGC